GCCCGGACAUUUAUCCGACACCCACGUGAUGCAUAAGCAAUGCUAAUCCCAAUUGGGACUCGCUUGUGCCACCACGUGACACACGUGACACACAUAUAGCCUUAAUGCCUGAUUCUGCAGGCCUCAGGCACCAGCACAGCUGCCGACGACCAACUCAGAUUCUCUCACUCUUUCUCUCCCUUCUUGUCCGUUCUUCUUCCCCCACCACUUCGACGCCCCAGUCAACCACCCACCAACCCGCAUUCGUUCCUUUCCUCAUUGAUCUUUUGCAUUUCCCCAAAUCUGGGGUCGCCAAGCUAUGGAUCACUCGUGGUAUUUCGUCUCCUGAGUCUGAUUCUGCCUUCGAAUCUGAUUUUUCACUACUUGUCUCAUCAUCAUCUCUUGUCGCGUUUUCAUCGCACUCGUCAUCAAAAUCCAUCUUCCUACAUCAUACCUCAUCUUCUACUGGACCUCUUGGGUCUUUUGCUUCCAUUUGAUUGAAAACUGAGUCGCCUACUAGCGUGGUGAUCCCAUCUACUUUCGCGUCUUCUACCAUGGCUGCGGUUGCCAACGGUGACAUGGCCUCUCCGGUCUUCGAUACAGCCAGUGCCCAGGACGAGUUCGCUGGCAAUGAUUCAGAUAGCAAUGCCUCCCAUCCUCCUCGCGACGCAUCCGAGUCCUACGAAGCUGGUUCCCCCGAUGCGGACGGGGA
Messenger RNA from Aspergillus glaucus CBS 516.65, 691 nucleotides. RefSeq lists its product as uncharacterized. NCBI's taxonomy places the organism in Eukaryota, Fungi, Ascomycota, Eurotiomycetes, Eurotiales, Aspergillaceae. The coding region runs from base 105 to 476 and encodes 123 amino acids. The record is from RefSeq and is a predicted model, not a curated record. The transcript has 3 exons.